This is a messenger RNA of Candidula unifasciata, 428 nucleotides long. The record is from the annotation of a GenBank genome assembly. NCBI's taxonomy places the organism in Eukaryota, Metazoa, Mollusca, Gastropoda, Stylommatophora, Geomitridae.
AUCGGAUGCUAGGAUACUGGCCCUUUGGUUCCUUUCUUUGUGCUACGUGGAUUCUGCUGGAUUACGGAAUGACAUUUGCGUCGGUGUUCACAAUUGUGGCUAUUUCCAGUGAUAGAUUCUGGUCAGUCUUUUGGAGUCUCAGCUAUCGGACCGUCAACAAAAAGAAGAAGUCGAUGGUAAUGUUGGCAAUUGUUUGGCUCCUCACCUGUGUCCUCUGGAUCCCUCCCCUUGUUCUGGACAGAGUCAACAACCACCAAUCUCCGGACGAAUGUAGAUGGGAUCCGGCUCACAACCGACACUUUGUGUAUAUCAUUGCCAUUGUUGGCCAUCAUGGACCAUGCUUCCUUAUGCUGUUUUUCUAUUUUUUCGUCUUCUUUUACUUGAGGAAACGGGUGAAGUUUGGCCUCAUGAAAGUAAGUGAAUGUUAC